GCCCGGCGCCCCCGGACCCCCCGAGUCCUCCGGGAAAGCAGCGACAGCGCGGGGGCACACGAGGGACCCUCCGAUCCCGCUCACCUAGCUUCCUUUAGGAAGGCAGUGAGAGGCGGUGGACUCCAAGGCCUGCCUGGGGGGCGGCCUUUUUGCAGAUAUCCCAGCCCUGUCUGGGAGCUGAGACCCUCAAAAAAGAGGCGGCAGAGCCAGCGCUUUGGGACCACUCUUGGGGGGGCCCCCCUCCCAGUCGCCUCCCCCUGUGCUCCCCUAGCGGGGCGUGUUUCUCCAUCCAAGGGAGGACUUGUCUCCCCAAGGGUGACCAGGGCCACUACGAGGAGAGGUUUUAAGCAAGCCCUCAGCAUGACGGAGAACUCGGCCCCGGCUUCCAAGCCCAAGAAGGCGAAGGCCUCAAAGAAAUCCACGGACCACCCAAAGUACUCGGACAUGAUCGUGGCCGCCAUCCAGGCAGAGAAGAACCGGGCCGGAUCCUCCCGCCAGUCCAUCCAGAAGUACAUUAAGAACCACUACAAAGUGGGAGAGAAUGCAGACUCGCAGAUCAAGUUGUCUAUCAAAAGGCUGGUCACCAAUGGGGUCCUCAAGCAGACCAAAGGGGUGGGUGCCUCGGGCUCCUUCCGGUUAGCCAAGGGCGAUGAGCCCAAGAAACCGGCGGUCAAGAAGGCUAAGAAAGAAGUCAAGAAGGCGGCGACCCCCAGGAGGGCGUCCAAGCCCAAGAAGGCUGCCACCACCAAGGCUCCAGCUAAGAAGCCCAAAGCUGCGGCCAAGAAAGUGAAGAAGAAAGCGGCGGCCACACCGAAGAAAGCCAGGAAGCCCAAAACUGUCAAAGCUAAACCCGUGAAGGCGUCGAAGCCCAAGAAAGCCAAGCCGUCGAAGCCCAAAGCCAAGUCCAGUGCCAAGAAGUCCACCAAGAAGAAGUGAACGCGAAGUCCUUCUGGACACUUUCUGGCGCUUCCCCUGUAAAUAGUUUCCUCCUUUUUUCCCGGCCUAUCCCCAUCCCUUCACCUUGAGCCACUUUCUAUUGCGACUUUGUAAGAGACAGAACAGAACUUUUAUUCCUCGGAAAUUGUUAAAUAAUUCAUAUAUUCUUAACCAAUCAGCCAAGAACAGUCCCAACAGCCAAUCUCCGUAAUCAUGAGACUGUCCUUAAUUUUUGUUUUGGCAACUUGUUUUUUAAGAUCUUUCUGAUGUGAUGGAUUUUAAGUUGGGGGGGGUUAUUUUGUAUAAAGUACUUUUUGCGGGGUGUGGGAAAUUGGGGGGCUGGGGGGUGAACAGAGGGAAGGAGACUGCUUAUCCCACCCAGAAGAAAGGGACAUAACUUAGGUAUGUUUUCUCUCUAGUCACAGCCAUUGGACAGGACUCCAAAAGGCAGGGUCUGGGGCCCCUCUGAGGGGGACAAAGCUUGCAGGGACAAGGAGGAGGCUUGUGGCAGAAAAGGACACUCCUCUAGAUAGAGUACCUUCCCAAAGCACACGGCUGGAUGUUGAGGCGACCUGAAAGAUUCUCCUGAGCUCUCGAUUGGGUUUCAGUUGUUAAUCGUCAUUUGGCUCCCAAACGGAGCAAGAAAGCAGCUAAAUGGAACAGCGUGGAGAGAAAGAAGCUGCAAUAUUAGCCAUCUUUUUGGGGAGAACGUUCCUUUGUGGAUGGGAAAGGGUGUAUUGUCUCCUAACUUCUGGGAGGGUCUUAGGCUGGGGUGGGAACUUUGUCUGAAAGUGGCAAGGAGGAAAGAGUCUGACAAAAGUGCCUGAUCUUACUCUGAGGUUUGUGCUUGUGUGUGUCUGCAUCAUUGUGAUAGCUUUGUUUAUUCCUAAGGGUUGGGUGAUUUUUUUUUUAAAAGCAUUUUCUUGCCUUUUUCUUUUUCCCUUGCUCUGAAGAGUAGGCAGGUUGGCCCAGGAGUGGGGGAGCGGCCGGCCCUGAGCCCUGACUUUGCUGAAUAGCGCAGAAUGGCGAUUUUCCAGCAAGAGUGGGCUCGAGACAGGCUCUCCCUCCAACCCGUGCCCUCCGGUCUAGCUCUUCUCCUCUGGGGUCGCCUUUCUGAACCCCAGCUUUUGUCUAAUGAGCCACGUGUCUACCAUAGAAAAACCCAACCUCUUAGGACUGUUUUUUUUCUGGGUAGUGGUAGUCCUAGAUUAGGGGUGGGGAACUGGGAGGG
Messenger RNA from Vombatus ursinus (common wombat), 2167 nucleotides. RefSeq names its product histone H1.0. The transcript has a single exon. Gene Ontology annotation, cellular component: nucleus; nucleosome. The record is from RefSeq and is a predicted model, not a curated record. Bases 361 to 936 code for a protein of 191 amino acids. Gene Ontology annotation, biological process: negative regulation of DNA recombination; chromosome condensation; nucleosome assembly. Lineage: Eukaryota; Metazoa; Chordata; Mammalia; Diprotodontia; Vombatidae. Gene Ontology annotation, molecular function: structural constituent of chromatin; nucleosomal DNA binding; double-stranded DNA binding.